This is a messenger RNA of Oppia nitens, 1642 nucleotides long. RefSeq names its product parathyroid hormone 2 receptor-like. NCBI's taxonomy places the organism in Eukaryota, Metazoa, Arthropoda, Arachnida, Sarcoptiformes, Oppiidae. Gene Ontology annotation, molecular function: G protein-coupled peptide receptor activity; peptide hormone binding. The coding region runs from base 77 to 1642 and encodes 521 amino acids. Gene Ontology annotation, cellular component: plasma membrane. Gene Ontology annotation, biological process: cell surface receptor signaling pathway; adenylate cyclase-modulating G protein-coupled receptor signaling pathway. The record is from RefSeq and is a predicted model, not a curated record. The transcript is spliced from 12 exons.
UCAGAUUCAACGACUGGAUGCAGAAAAACUUAAAUGUGAACAAACAGUCAAUAAAACUUUUCAACACAUUGAAGGUAUGUGCCCAGCCAUAUGGGACGGGGCUUUAUGUUGGUUUAAUACAUUGAACAAUACAAUUGCUAGACAACAAUGUCCUGAAUAUAUUGAUGGCUUCAAUCAUAAUGGCACUGCAUAUAAGUAUUGCACAAAAAAUGGUACAUGGUACUUUCACGAUAAAGCAAAUAGUACCUGGACAAAUUACACUGAUUGCAUUCCUAAUCAUCAUCAUUAUAAUAAUAAUAAUGAAUUGAGCUUAAUGUUAAUUCCACAUAUUGAAAAUUUUCGUAUUAUCUCAAAAAUUGGUUACUCUGUAUCGUUUGUUACACUAUUGAUGGCUUUCAUAAUAUUAACAUUUGUCAAGCGUUUGCGAUGUCCGCGAAAUAAUCUACAUUUACAGCUAUUUAUGUCAUUCAUGAUCCGGUCGUUUAUGUUUUUGACAAAAUCAUCAGUUGAUUCAAACCGUUCCCAACAAAACUGGUUGUCCUUAUUAUCGCAAACCGAUACCAGCCUAUCGUUUGUGGCCAACAAUUCAACCAUCACUGAUGAUGCAUUUUCAUGUAAACUAUUUACAACUAUAUGGCAUUAUUCAUUGGUAGCCAAUUAUAACUGGAUACUUAUGGAAGGACUAUAUUUACAUAAUUUAAUAUUUUUGCACAUUUUUAACGAUAAUUCAAGCAUAAGAAAAUACAUUAUAAUUGGAUGGGGUUUGCCUGUAUUAUUCAUAAUUCUCUGGGUAAUUACGAGAGCUUUAUACGAGGAUACAUUAUGUUGGACUACCAAUGAAGUUAUGAAAAUAUUUUGGAUAAUAAGAGGUCCUAUUACUGCCACAAUAAUACUAAACUUUAUAUUCUUCAUUAAUAUCACUCGUGUACUGUUCCUGAAGAUGUUUUCGUCAUCGGCGGUCAAUACGGUUCGCCAAUACAAGUAUAGGACAUGGUUUAAGUCGACAUUUAUUUUGGUCCCAUUGUUUGGCGUUCACUAUAUGUUUCUAUUAGUAUUCAAUUCACUGUCGGCCCUAUCCUACGAUAUCAUUGAGAUUAUAUGGCUUUACAUUGAUCUACUGUUUUCAUCAUUUCAGGGAUUUUUUGUGGCACUUCUAUACUGUUUUUUCAACGGCGAAGUCCAGGUAGAGCUACAUAAGCUGUGGAAAACAUGGAAUCCGUGCGAUAACCGCAAGUGGCCGGCAUCGGGAUCGGGAUACCAGUCCAACAACAACCAUACCAACAACAAUAGCCACUCGACAGCAACACAUAUGUCGUAUCUGACCCAAUCGUUAAGCUAUUUUAGUCGGGCCGGCGGCCGAAACUCGUGUUUCUCGACAGUGGCCGUCGACCAGAACGGAGCAGCAGUGGUUACGACAACACAAUCGGGCGGAUCGUCGCCGACAAUAUCCCGAAAAUUGAGGCCAUCGUUUGAGGCCAUUCAGCUCAAUGAGUCUCAACAGCAGCAGCUCAGGGAUGUGAAAACUACUACUACAACUACUACUAGUACUACUGUUACUACCGAUACUGUAGUUAUUAGGACUGACAGCGAUAUGAAUAAUUCAAUGGUUAUUGUUUAUAAUAAUAAUAACAACACCAAUUGA